AUGGCUGACAACGGUGACAUCAACACUGUUCUCAGCAACUCGCUGUCGCCCGAUGCGGCGACACGCACCGGCGCCGAGCAGCAGCUCAACCAGGCUGCCGAGAACAACUUCCCCCUCUACCUAGCCACCCUCGUUCAAGCGUUAGCAGACAACAACAGUGACACCGGCAUCCGUGUCGCCGCCGGUCUUGCCCUCAAGAACGCCUUCACCGCCCGUGACUUCACACGCCAGCAAGAGCUGCAAGCAAAGUGGCUUCAACAAACAGACCAAGACACAAAGACCCGCGUCAAGACUCUCGCCCUUGAAACGCUCGGUGCCGAGAGCUCACAAGCAGGACAGGCCGCGGCUCAGGUCAUCGCUGCGAUCGCCGCCAUCGAGCUGCCGAGGGGUCAGUGGGAAGACCUUCUGACAACUCUUGUCGCAAAUGUCAACAGCACAGCUGCCCACACCAGGCAAGCGUCCCUGACAUGUAUCGGCUACAUCUGCGAGACCCAGGACGCCGAGCUCCGCGCGGCUCUGGUCAGCCAUUCAAACGCCAUCCUCACCGCCGUCGUCCAGGGUGCCCGCAAGGAGGAGACCAACGUUGAAGUACGGCUGUCCGCUAUCUCGGCCCUUGGCGACUCCCUCGAGUUUGUCGGCAGCAACUUCAAGCAUGAGGGCGAGCGCAACUACAUCAUGCAGGUCGUCUGUGAGGCCACACAGUCCGAGGACUCGCGUAUCCAACAGGGUGCUUUCGGCUGCCUCAACCGCAUCAUGGGCCUCUACUACGAGAACAUGCGUUUCUACAUGGAGAAGGCUCUCUUUGGUCUCACGAUUCUCGGCAUGAAGAACGAGGAUGAGGACGUUGCCAAGCUUGCUGUCGAGUUCUGGAGCACUGUCUGCGAGGAGGAGAUCAGCAUCGAGGACGACAACGCGCUUGUGGAGAGCUCUGAUCAGAUGCGCCCCUUCUACAACUUCGCGCGGGUCGCCACUAAUGAGGUCGUCCCGACCUUGCUCCUGCUCCUCACCAAGCAGGACGAGGACGCCACAGACGACGAGUACAACCUAGCGCGGGCCGCUUACCAGUCACUCCAGCUAUAUGCCCAGGCCGUUGGCCCGAACAUCAUUCCCCCCGUCAUUCAGUUUGUCGAGCAGCAUCUCCGGUCGGAAGACUGGCACUACAGGGAAGCUGCCGUCGCCGCCUUUGGUGCCAUCAUGGAGGGCCCUGAUGAGACAGUCCUCAAGCCCAUUGUGACACAGGCUCUUCCCAUCCUAAUCACCAUGAUGGAUGACAGCAAUGUGGUUGUCAAGGAUUCCACUGCCUACGCUCUUGGCAGGAUCACCGAGGCCUGCUCCGAGGCUAUCGACCCCGAGACUCACCUCGACCCCCUGAUCCGCGCUCUUUUCGCCGGUGUACACAACCCCAAGAUGGCCGCUUCGUGCUGCUGGGCUCUGAUGAACUUGGCUGAGCGUUUCUCUGGCGAUUUCGAGGCUGCCACUAACCCCUUGACUCCCCACUUCAACCAGAGUGUCCAGACUGUCCUCGAGGUCACUGGGCAGGCCGGAUCCGAGACCACUGUGCGGACCACUGCCUACGAGGUUCUCAGUGCUUUCGUCCAGCACGCCGCCCUUGACAGCUUCCCCGCCAUCGCCCAGCUUUCCGAUGUCAUCAUCAAGCGCCUGGAGGAGACCAUUCCCCUGCAGAGCCAGGUCGUCAGCAUCGAGGACAAGAUUGCUCUCGAGGAGAUGCAGACUAGUCUUAGCACAGUGCUCCAGGCCAUCAUCCAGCGUCUGGAGAAGGAGAUCUCUCCUCAGGGUGACCGCAUCAUGCAGGUGGCGCUGCAACUUCUUAGCAGCGUUGGCGGCAAGUCCAGCGUGCCCGAGGCCAUCUUCGCCACGAUCAGCGGUCUUGCGAAUGCCAUGGAGGAGGACUUUGCCAAGUACAUGGAGGCAUUCAGCCCUUUCCUGUACAACGCCCUCGGUAACCAAGAGGAGCCUAGCCUUUGCUCCAUGGCUAUUGGCCUUGUGAGCGACAUCACCCGCUCCAUGGGCGAGCGCAGCCAGCCUUACUGCGACAACUUCAUGAACUACUUGUUGAACAACCUCCGGAGCGCGUCGCUGGCGAACCAGUUCAAGCCUGCUAUUCUGCAGUGCUUCGGCGACAUCGCUGCCGCCAUCACUGGUCACUUUGAGACGUACUUGUCCGUUGUUGCGCAGGUGCUUCAGCAGGCAGCCACCGUCACUGCCUCCCCUGAUGGUUCGUAUGAGUUGUACGACUACGUCAUCUCGCUUCGUGAGGGAAUCAUGGAUGCCUGGAGCGGCAUUAUUGGUGCCAUGAAGGUCAGCGGAAAGACUCAAAUUCUCCAAGAGCACGUCCGCACCAUCUUUGAGCUCCUCAACCUCAUCUCCCAGGACAUGAACCGCAGUGAGGCGUUGAUGCGCUCCUCUAUGGGUGUCAUUGGUGAUCUCGCCGACGCCUUCCCCAACGGCGAGCUUGCCGAUGCCUUCAGGCAAGACUGGCUCAAUGCUCUCAUCAAGGAGACCAAGACCAACCGCGAGUUUGGUCCCCGGACGAUUGAAACCGCCCGUUGGGCGAGAGAGCAAGUCAAGCGCCAAGUCGGCGGCUCGACGUCAGUCAUGCAGUAG
This is a messenger RNA of Microdochium trichocladiopsis, 2625 nucleotides long. Its product is annotated as armadillo-type protein. The record is from RefSeq and is a predicted model, not a curated record. Bases 1 to 2625 code for a protein of 874 amino acids. Gene Ontology annotation, biological process: protein import into nucleus. Gene Ontology annotation, cellular component: nucleus; cytoplasm. The transcript is spliced from 6 exons. NCBI's taxonomy places the organism in Eukaryota, Fungi, Ascomycota, Sordariomycetes, Xylariales, Microdochiaceae. Gene Ontology annotation, molecular function: small GTPase binding; nuclear import signal receptor activity.